UGCAGCCGAGCAAAAGAUGUAACAAUGCCAGCGAAGCUUCCAGUGAAUUUUUUCUCCUCAAGAUCCCCAGUCAUUGAUCUUUUUCGGGGACAGUUAGACUAUGCAGAUCACCUUCGUCAGGAUUCAGAAAUUGUGCUGUAUUUCUUCUAUGCGCCAUGGUGUGGCCAGUCCAUUGCAGCAAGAGAAGAAGUAGAACGUGUGGCCAGCAGAUUGUCAGACCAGGUGCUGUUUGUGGCUGUAAAUUGCUGGUGGAACCAGGGGAAAUGCAGGAAGCAGAAGCAUUUCUUUUAUUUUCCUGUGAUACACUUAUACCAUCGGAGUUUUGGACCAAUUGAAUACAAAGGCCCUAUGAGUGCUGUUUAUAUUGAAAAGUUUGUUCGCCGGGUGAUGACACCACUACUCUACAUCUCGUCUCGAUCAAAAUUACUAGAUUUCCUCUCAAAUUAUGAGCCUGGAGUUCUAGGAUAUUUUGAGUUCAAUGCUUCACCUCAACCGCCUGGUUAUUUAACAUUCUUCACGUCAGCAUUACAUUCAUUAAAGAAAGAUUACCUUGGAACAAUACGCUUUGGAGUGAUCACGGAUAAACGUGUUGCAGAGGAGAUCUCAUUGGUGCAUUCAGGCAGCGUGUAUUUGCACAGACAUGUCAACACAUCUCUUAUCUAUCCAAAUGACAUCAUGAACUAUACAGCUGAGAACAUUUGCAAGUGGGCUCUAGAAAAUCGAGAGGUGCUCAUACGCUGGCUGAGACCACAUGGUGGAAAAAGCCUUCUUCUAAACAAUGAGCUGAAGAAAGGACCAGCGCUUCUCAUAUUUAUACCUUACAAUCCCUUAGCAGAAAUUCAUCCUCUUUUAGAUGAAAUUACCAAAGUGGCCUUGGAAUACCACAGCUGUAAUAAAAGCCAGGCAGCUGAGCCAGAUCUGCAGCACUUAGGAGACACUGAUUCACCAGCUUUUGAUUCCUCUGUACCAGAUGCACACAUGAAAUUAUCAGAAACAUUUUCAAUAACCAAGUACCCAUGCUGUAACACAGUGGUGCUUCCACAGUGGCAUUCAAUAUCUAGAACUCACAAUGUCUGUGAGCUUUGCAUUAACCAGACCCUUGGUGUUAAACCAAAUAAAGUCCAUGUGCCACACUGUAACUUUUUAGAGAUAGAAGCAGCUUUGGACUCUUUCUACCUCCAGGAACGUACCUUUUUUCAAGUUAUAUCAAAUACCAUAGAAUGCAGCAAUUUCUUAAGUUUCUAUAGUCCUUUUAGCUAUUACACUGCAUGUUGCAGGACAGUAAACAGGCAUUUUUUAAGUUUCAUUAGUUCUGAGAAGACCAUCUUUCAGACUCCCAAAGUAGCAUUUUCUUCCCAUGGGAAGAAAGAUAACACCCAACAUUCUAUUCCUCACAUUGAGGAUAGGAAUUGUUUUAUUCCUGACCUUCAUAUCAGUGGCACUAACAUUACUGGUCUGAGCUGCAGGACCAACAAAACCUUGAAUCUUUAUCUACUGGAUUCAAAUCUUUUUUGGAUAUAUGCAGAGAGACUAGGAGCAUCAAGAUCUACUCAUCUUAAGGAAUUUGCCGCCAUUGUUGACCUGAAAGAGGAAGUGCACUAUGUCCUGGAUCAAAAUCAAUCACUUGUUGGAUCUACCCUGGAGAACUUCAUAAAAAAUUUCAGUAUUCUCUACAGUCCCUUGAAAAGGCAUCUUGUUGAUGACCCUUCAGUCCAUUUUCAUGAACAGCGUGUAAUCACUGAAGUGACUACUAAUACCUUUAAUGAUAUCGUGUUUUUGAGUGAAAAGAAUGUCUUGCUGCUCUAUUAUGCGCAGUGGUGUGGAUUCUGUGCUUCUCUUAAUCACAUCUUUAUUCAACUUGCUCGGCUUUUGCCUCCGGAUAAUUUCACUGUGGCAAGGUAAAAAAGAUGCUAAUUUCAUCUCUCUAGAAUAAUGUAAGUUCAUUGAGGUUAUCAGCCU
Messenger RNA from Pelecanus crispus (Dalmatian pelican), 1959 nucleotides. Lineage: Eukaryota; Metazoa; Chordata; Aves; Pelecaniformes; Pelecanidae. The record is from RefSeq and is a predicted model, not a curated record.